AUGUUUCACACCUUUGAGGGUUUUGAGAACCCGACAGCGGCCACUCCUGCCCGCACUAUUCGUCCCCCCAAUCCCGAGCGCCGUGACUCGGUAAGCCGGAGAGUCACAACUCUCCGUGCUUGUACUUCUUGUCGACAUCGCAAAAUUAAAUGCGAUGGCGAGAAACCUUGCGAGGCAUGUCGGUGGUAUAAGAAAGCCGACCAAUGUCAUUACUCGGACCCUCGUCCUUCUAGAAGACAUGUUGAAAAACUGUCUACCACACUUGAUGAAUACCGAAGUAUUCUCGGAAAGUUAUUCCCCACUGUUGCGCCAGAGUCUCUAGUCAACCUGCCGCGCGACAAGCUGCUUGAGCUGCUGGCUGGAUCCUCAUCCGCAGCGUCCCUCGCGCAGGCUUCUGGGACACAACCAGCGCCGAACCCUGCUUCGCCCGCCACUUCGGCUUCGGUGGAAGCGCAUGUGUCCCCAUUAUCUAAUGACGAUGACAAUCUCGAGUCUCUCCAAAGCAUGCCCGAGGAACACGAUGAUAGCCGCCCAAGCUCCACCGACUUGGUCGAGGGCGUCUCUGAUGAUGUCAACGCGCUGUCUCUUUCCGCCCGGCAGCCAUCCUCCUAUCUUGGUGUUUCCUCUAUUCAAGCCGUGCUGAAGGUCAUCGUCUGGCUGGACCCAGGGUGUGCCACUUAUUUCUCCCGAACGCCUCCGACACAUCCACACGACCAGGCUGGAUUGGAGUAUGAUAUGCCAUCGGAGUGGAACCAUGGUGAAGGGGCCUUGCAGACGCCACAUUCUAUCCCACCAACUGAAAUGCAGAUGUUGGAUGCAUACUUCCUGCACUUCCAGGCGUUUGCGCCCUUGAUCGAUGAGCAAAUGUUCCGCGAGACAUACAUGACGGGCCACCGGAAGGAUGAUCACUGGCUCGCGCUGCUUAACAUUGUCCUCGCACUGGGCAGUGUUGCUGCCUCCAAGCCAGAUGACCAGACGCAUCAGACAUACUUCUUGCGCUGCAAGAGCCAUCUGAGUCUGAGCUCUCUGGGAAGUUCCCACUUGGAGACCAUCCAAACACUGGGCUUACUGGGCGGUUGGUAUUGUCAUUAUAUCAGUCAGCCGAAUCUGGCAUACUCUCUCAUGGGUGCAGCCCUGCGGAUGGCAGCCGGGCUGGGUCUACAUAAAGAGUUCGCUGAAAGCCGGCAAAUCCCCAGCCCGAGUAAGCUGGCCUCGAUGGAUCUCAAACGGCGUGUCUGGUGGUCUCUCUUCUGCAUGGAUACAUGGGGAGGCAUGACACUGGGCCGGCCGAGCAUGGGUCGUUUUGGACCCAAUAUUACAGUGCGACACCCGAAUUGUCGCGACAAGGACAACGUUCUCGAGAUCCUCCCAUUGGUGGAAAAUAUCCGAUUCGCUAAAAUCGCAACCCAAGUCCAAGAGUCUCUCGCAGCUGCUCCACUCGUUAAACACCAGGAGAUGUCUCACGCUGAUGCCCAGUUGCUUGACUGGUGGGAAAAUCUCCCACCCGUUCUGAAAGACCAUGAGUCUUGCUCCGAGUCCAUCAGAACCGUACGAACUGUUAUGCGAUGGCGGUACUACAAUCAGCGCAUGCUACUCUUCCGUCCUACGCUGCUGAGCUACGCGAUGCGACGCGUUCCAUAUAUUGCUUUGAGGGCGGAGGAGCGAACUGCGAUAGAAAAGUGUCGCGAGGUUGCUGAACAAUCUAUCCAGAACAUCGCCGCCACAGCACAGCUCAACCAACUCUGUGGCUGGAAUGCUGUCUGGUGGACCUUCCAAGCCUCCCUCGUCCCGCUAGUGGGCCUCUUCCUCAACGACCCCACAGCGGACGAUCCCCGCGCCUCGAUAGAGUCCUGCCAAGCCCAGGUCGAAAUGGCGCUGGCGACGCUCGCGCGUAUGCAAACAUACGGGCAUACCGCGAAGCGCUCGCUGGACGCCAUCGCGCGUAUCUACGAAGCCAGCAAGCGAGGACAGGAUAUCCCCACCUCCAGCAGUGCGGGCUCUAUGCGGUCUAAUAACAUGUACCCCGCUGGUCGGGAACCGGGCAUGAUGUUCUCCCCGCCCGAACCAGCCCGUAUGGGCAUGAUGAUCGGCGAGAAUGGCCUUGCCGAUCCCCUUGCCACGCCGUUUGUGGAUGACUCCGGCCAGUACCUCUGGGAGUAUCUCAGCUGGAGUGACCAGAAUAUGUGGCCGGGUCUCUCGGAUGUGGAUACUCGUAGCGAGGCUAUGGCGUUGUUGACGCCUGAUCAUGAGAAGGGACCCAAGUUCGGGGCUCAUCCGUACUUUGAGCCUAUUCCUGAUUCUUAUUUUGUCAAUCCGCCGGUCUAUUAUUGA
This is a messenger RNA of Penicillium daleae, 2331 nucleotides long. RefSeq lists its product as uncharacterized. Bases 1 to 2331 code for a protein of 776 amino acids. Gene Ontology annotation, cellular component: nucleus. The transcript is spliced from 3 exons. The record is from RefSeq and is a predicted model, not a curated record. Gene Ontology annotation, molecular function: RNA polymerase II cis-regulatory region sequence-specific DNA binding; zinc ion binding; DNA-binding transcription factor activity, RNA polymerase II-specific. NCBI's taxonomy places the organism in Eukaryota, Fungi, Ascomycota, Eurotiomycetes, Eurotiales, Aspergillaceae. Gene Ontology annotation, biological process: DNA-templated transcription; positive regulation of transcription from RNA polymerase II promoter by galactose.